This is a messenger RNA of Pelobates cultripes (western spadefoot toad), 294 nucleotides long. Lineage: Eukaryota; Metazoa; Chordata; Amphibia; Anura; Pelobatidae. The record is from the annotation of a GenBank genome assembly.
AUGGCGGAGACCUUGUGUUCCCCCAGAGACAGGGAAGGCUCGAUAUCAUGUCCUGGCUGUACAGGACCUUUGCCAACUUCUGGCUGUGGCUGCAGCACAGGUUACACCAUCUUUCUCCGCUGCAAGCAGGCGACCAUUCACCUCGACUGCAGUCCCUGUCAUCUCAUCGGGAGUCCUCGGAUUCAGCGGGAGAGCAGGCCCAAAUAUGAUGGUGGAGGGAGCAGUUCAGCUCGCACAGACACAAGGCGGCACAGACACCGGUGUCAGCGCAGACCGCUGCUGGACCUCAAGUGA